This is a messenger RNA of Spinacia oleracea (spinach), 844 nucleotides long. RefSeq names its product 50S ribosomal protein L24, chloroplastic-like. The record is from RefSeq and is a predicted model, not a curated record. Gene Ontology annotation, molecular function: RNA binding; structural constituent of ribosome. The transcript has 4 exons. Bases 81 to 659 code for a protein of 192 amino acids. NCBI's taxonomy places the organism in Eukaryota, Viridiplantae, Streptophyta, Magnoliopsida, Caryophyllales, Amaranthaceae. Gene Ontology annotation, biological process: translation. Gene Ontology annotation, cellular component: ribosome.
AAGAAGAAGAGGAACAAAAUUGCUGAAAACCAAAGCUCACUUCUCAACUAAAAAACACAGAGUUUGAAACAAUUGCAAAAAUGGCAGCCAUGGCUGCUCUUCAAAGCUCCUUCACUUCUCUUUCUCUCUCCUCCAACUCUUUCCUUGGUCAACGUCUCUUCCCUUCUCCCACCACUCUUCAGGUUAAAACAGAAGGUCAUUCACCAUGUCUUAUUGUCAUGAGGAUCAAGCGCUGGGAACGGAAGGAUUGUAAACCAAACAGUCUCCCAAAGCUUCACAAAAUGCACGUCAAGGUUGGGGAUACAGUGAAAGUAAUCUCUGGAGGAGAGAAAGGCAAGAUUGGAGAGAUCAGUAAGAUCCAUAAACACAACAGCACGGUGAUUAUCAAGGAUCUAAACUUGAAGACAAAGCAUGUGAAGAGCAAAGAGGAGGGUGAACAAGGUCAAAUAAUCAAGAUUGAGGCAGCUAUCCACAGCUCGAAUGUCAUGUUGUACUCGAAAGAACAAGAAGUCUCUAGUCGGGUGGGUCACAAAAUUCUCGAGGAUGGCAGAAAAGUCCGGUACCUUAUUAAGACAGGGGAGAUAGUUGACACUCCAGAUAGGUGGAAGGAAAUCCAGAAUAAGAAGGAAUCGGAAACAGCUGUUGCUGUUGCUGCUUAAAAAGCUUAAGUUUUUUCUGUGUGAUAUAACCAAUCUUUUUGUGUUUUUGAAGCUACUGUAAGAUGCUACCUUAGCCAGAGAAUAGCUAUUCACAUCUGUUUUUGUAAACAAAUUAUUGGCAUAAUAUAUGUUGUAGUUAUCAGAAAUAUAUUUACCCACCUUAUAUGCCAUUAUUUCACUUUUCA